Molecule: messenger RNA, 531 nt
Organism: Drosophila virilis
Lineage: Eukaryota; Metazoa; Arthropoda; Insecta; Diptera; Drosophilidae
Source: RefSeq, a predicted model, not a curated record
AUGUGGGCCUAUCGAGCUCGUGACGAGAAUUGGAGACGUAUUUACGAAUUAUUUAAGGACUUUUGGUUCGUGCUCCAUCAGAAGACGCAUCCGAAACAUACAUCAACCUUUUACAAUCGCAUACAGCUCACUGUCCUGUGGAACUAUCCCGACGAGGAGCUGCGCCGCCUGUCCACGCGUCUGAUCUGGCAUGCCUUCAUUUGGAUUCAGAUCAACGUCUUUUUUCUCACACUCCUGUUUGCGCUUCCGGAAUCGGUGGACAAUAUAGUCGACUUGGGUCAAGAUAUUCUAUGGAUGAUUGGGACCUUCCAUAUGUUAUUCAAGUGGCACUUCUUUUACUUUUAUAUUGAUGACAUUGAUGAGGUUAUCAAUGAUCUGGAUGCCUGUCACUGCGAGCCAAAGAGUGGACCGGCGGUGGCAAUCAUACGCUCCGAACAGCGCUGGUUCUUUUUGAUGGAGUCGGCGCAGGGAUUGGCUUGGCAUCUGGCGGUCAAUCUGAAGAUCCUGUGCAUUGAGCUAAAAACACCUUAG